Bipolaris victoriae FI3 is the source of this 1728-nucleotide messenger RNA. RefSeq lists its product as hypothetical. The coding region runs from base 1 to 1728 and encodes 575 amino acids. The record is from RefSeq and is a predicted model, not a curated record. Lineage: Eukaryota; Fungi; Ascomycota; Dothideomycetes; Pleosporales; Pleosporaceae. The transcript is spliced from 9 exons.
AUGCCGUCUGGUGUCUUGGUGCUGGUGCUGGCCCUGCUGGUCUUGGUGCUGGUGCGGGUGCGCUGCUGCGAGCGAGGACCGACUGAAACUGCCAGUCUGCCCGACGGCUUUCCCACGCGACGGGCCCGGACAGGGGGGCGAUGGGAGGGAUGCCUGGGCGAACCGUUGUCCUUUCCGAGCCACCGCGUCCUCGACAGGCCUGGUGACGUUGGAGACGGGGGCAAAGAGACGCUGCUCACGGUGGGCGCGCGCGCAGACACACAAUUCAAGAGGCCCAGAUUGCUUUGGCCCAACAAGCUGGUCGACUGCCUCUUUUUGUUUUCUUGCGACUGGCUGCUGCAAGAGGCGCAGGAUCGUCUUAUUGCUUUUGGACGGCAAAAAGAAAACGUCAAUGGACGAGGCGGCUGCUGCUGCUGCAUGUCAUUGUUAAUCGGGUUCGCGAGCCGUGCGCUGACUGUGUUCUUUGGGGGAGCGAGGGGUGUCAUGCGGCUUACCUAUCCCCAACUGGCCCGCGGGUUGCUGCUUGCGCUCGCUUUGUUCGCAGGCAGGUGGUGUCAAGAUCUGGAGAGGAUCAAAGUGCCGGUUCCGUCGUGCGGUCCCUCUUCAACGCUCUGGACAGGUGGGCGUCAUGGCACGUUCAAAUACACCACAUCAGUGCAUCCCAAGCAAAAGUCGAGUGCGGAGCAGCCCUAUCCUUGCGCUCAUCUCGCGCUCGCGACACUACAGCUUCACCAUGACCAGGACCAUUGCUGCAAGCAUGCCCCUCCUGGCUGUCAAGGAGCCAGGGCAGUCAUGCGACCUUGUUUGAGGCGUCUGUGGCGCUUUUGUGCACAGAUGGAGAUCCACAAGCCGGGCGACAGCACCGUCGCCAACGUAUCAAUUACUCCGACACCAGUGGGCCGCGGACAGUGUCAGCUGGUCGCCAUUGUUGCCAGCAGUGCCAGGGCGGGCUCGCUCUCCCUUCCGCACACGGCGAGCGGCCAUGUGGAAUUGGAAUUGCAUUGCAAACAUGGCCAGGACGGCGACUCAGCGCAUGGGCCAGUUUGGAAGAGCCAUGGAAGGCCGCUAGAAGGAACAAAGGCACGGUGCAUAAGACGUGUCGUAGCCGUGCAGCGGGCGACAAGUCUGCGUGCCGGCAAAGGGCCCAAGCACAAAGGUGGGUUUGAGACAGCAGAAAGAAGCAUAGCAUUCUCAAUCCCCAAGACGUCUGGCUGUGCUGCAGGGCAGCCUAUUGGCGAGGCUUGUCGAGAAUGGCGGAGGCUGGGGGACGGCCUUCUGCCUUGUGAGACGGCCGUCGACGCCCCUGAAGCUCCGUGGAAACACUUUGGGCUCACGAACGACGCGCCCUUCCCACCCCCCACGAGGCCGCCACACAGCUGUAACCCCCAGAAACACCUGCGACAGGCGGCACGUGGAGCGUUCUCGGACAAGGGCACGAUGGCUACGCUGGCUGAAUCUCCCACCGACAUUUCAAAACAUUUGGGCCAUUCGUGGACUGGCACUGGGCUGCUUGGGGCGCUCGGUAUGCUUCCGCUAGAUCCGUCUGUGCUUGCGCGUCCCACCCCGGCCAAAGUAUCUGCCGGGGCCCACCAGUCCCAGCCUCACUUUGUGCACCACCCGCACGCACACGACAUGCCACCACCUACUACCCUGCAUUGCGACAAUGCCCAUCACAUCACUCACAAAAGCACCACAAACAAGCCCAUCCCCAACUGCGAUUGUCGCUGA